Phyllotreta striolata is the source of this 1759-nucleotide messenger RNA. Lineage: Eukaryota; Metazoa; Arthropoda; Insecta; Coleoptera; Chrysomelidae. The record is from the annotation of a GenBank genome assembly.
GCUACAGAAAGAGAACAUUUUCUCGAUAACGUUGUAAAAAUGGACAUCGAGAACGAUCUCCCUUUCGUGGUGUUGAAACCUUUGUAUACGAAUUAUGUUUUCCCAUCCAAAAGGGAUCAAUUCAACAUGAGUAAAUUUUUUCUCAUCGGCGCAUCUUAUAGACUAAGCGCGUUUGUUUUAAUAGUCAUCGGGGCUGUUUGUCAUUUUAUUUAUAUUGCUAAAAGAAAUGUGGAAGGACUUAACGCCAGCGAAGACAUUGUCGUAAUUUGCGCAGGAUUCGAAAUCAUUCUUCUUUUGGUUAUAGCCACUAUUUUGCAUAAAAAAUGGAAAGAGUUUUUCGAAAGCAUAUUAGAUAGUUCCAUUUACGGAAAACCCGACGAUUUUGACGAAAAUUUGAAACAGACUAAUUUUUUGGGAAGUUGGCUUCUUCGUUACUACUUCUUAGGCUGCAUCGCCUACGCCCUUAUAUCGCUCUUAGAAGCCGGCAAUUGUAGCAAAAUCAAGGAAAAGUACAAUUUGCGCAACAUCGCUUGCUACACGUUCGUGCCGAUUUGGUUGCCAUUCGACAUCACGAACAGAUUUUACGUGGUGAUGCUCUUUACGACGCAAUUUUUUUUGACUAUGAAGUCCGUCGAGCCUGCCGCAAUGAUCUGCUACAUAGUCUAUCAAUGCACGCAAUUAUUCUUGUCCCACAUCGAAGCGCUAAAGAAACAUUUCAACGAGAUUAUUAACGCUAAGGAUAUCGAAUACCGGCCUGAUGGAAUCGGCUAUUGGAUCAGAUAUCACAAUCAUUUGUUGAAAUUAGGCGAAGAAUUUAGACACCUGGUUAAGGUAACUGUUGGUCAUGUAGUUUUGAUAUCGGCUCUGGUUUUUGGUUGCGCCGAAACCCAAUUAAUCAAUGGAAUUAAGCCGUUCGGAGCUUUAAUAUUUUUCUUGGGUUGGCUAGCAGUAGUUCUUCUUCUCUGUCACGCCGGAGAAACCAUGAUGAAUUCCUUUCUAUCAGUUCACGACGCCGUUAGAGACUCGGAUUGGUACUUAUGCAGCCUCAGCGUCCAAAAAAAAGUUCUGUUAAUUUUGUUAAGGAGCCAGAAACCCAUUUGCUUGGAAGCUGUCCCAUUGGGCGCCAUGAAUUAUUCACUCUGCGUUAUGAUCAUCAAAACUUCUUACUCUUAUAUGACAAUAUUAAAUCGUUCUGUGUAAUUAAAACAAUGUUGAGUAACUGCUAUUUAUAUGAUCACAAUAGUUUGUGCUAAAGAAAAAUUAUACUACUUGCUUAAUACCUAUAAAUUAUUGCUAAUAUAAUAUACUCUCACAGAGAUAUCUCUAUACUUGUUUUGAAUUUUAAAAUAUUCUUAAAGUUCGUUUUCUCUUAUCCGUGCAAAUAAUAUCCAGUUCCGGAGUAACGUAUAUACCAGAAAUCCAUUCAAAUCCUUCAGUGCCUCCGAAGAUCCUAACGAAUUUCCCGUCGGGUUGAAACACCUUGAAAGGAAUUAAUGAAUGAAAUAAACAUCGAGUGGAAUGAAACGAGCGAACCUGAAUCCUUGCAUUUCCUGCGUCUCCUACCAGGAUAAAUCCGAAACAAUCUACGGCCACCACUUCAGCGGAUCGAAAUUCGCCUUUGUUCCUGCCGAAAGCGCCGAUUUCCUGCAACAAAUCGCCUUCCCUGUUGAAGAUUUUAACUCUGUUGUUGCCCGUAUCGGCGAUUAUUAAUUUAUCCCCGUGCACGGCUACGCUCGUAGGUAUAUGGAGCUUUCCAUUA